Molecule: messenger RNA, 1984 nt
Organism: Phoenix dactylifera (date palm)
Lineage: Eukaryota; Viridiplantae; Streptophyta; Magnoliopsida; Arecales; Arecaceae
Product: putative inositol transporter 2
Biological process (GO): myo-inositol transport; transmembrane transport
Cellular component (GO): membrane
Molecular function (GO): myo-inositol:proton symporter activity
Source: RefSeq, a predicted model, not a curated record
CAAUGACUCCUCCCUCCCUCUCUCUCACACGCGCGCGCGCGCGCGGACACACCAAGGGAGUGGACUUGUUCAACAGAGAACAAUCUGCAGCCUAACAGGAGACAAUGGAAGGAGGAGUUCAUGAAGUGGAUUCGUCGGCUUUCAAGGAGUGCUUCUCUCUUGCAUGGAGGAAUCCUUAUGUUCUUCGACUGGCUUUCUCAGCAGGGAUCGGUGGCCUGCUCUUCGGAUAUGAUACUGGAGUAAUUUCUGGAGCAUUACUUUACAUUCGCGAUGAUUUUUCUUCAGUCGACAAGAAGACAUGGUUACAGGAGAGUAUUGUGAGCACAGCAGUUGCAGGGGCAAUCAUAGGAGCAGCAAUUGGAGGAUGGGCAAAUGAUCGCUUUGGAAGGAAAACAUCAAUCCUCGUCGCUGAUUUCCUCUUCCUUACAGGUGCUGUCAUCAUGGCCUCUGCUCCUAACCCCACGCUCCUCAUUGUAGGCCGUGUCUUUGUUGGCCUUGGUGUGGGAAUGGCCUCCAUGACAGCCCCACUCUACAUAUCCGAAGCCUCUCCAGCAAGAGUCCGGGGCGCACUUGUCAGCACCAAUGGCUUCCUCAUAACCGGAGGCCAGUUCUUAUCCUAUCUCAUCAACCUAGCCUUCACAAAGGCACCUGGAACAUGGAGAUGGAUGCUUGGAAUAGCUGGAGUUCCUGCUUUGCUACAGUUCGUAUUGAUGUUACUCCUACCUGAAUCACCCCGGUGGCUUUAUCGAAAGGGAAGAGAAGAAGAAGCUGAAACCAUAAUGAGAAAAAUUUAUCCUGCUCAUGAGGUUGAUGGAGAGAUCAGAGCACUCAAGGGAUCGGUUGAAGCUGAGAUUGAGGAAGAAGGAUCAUCUGAGAAGAUCAAUUUCAUGAAGCUGUUGAAAACCAAGACCGUGCGCAGAGGGCUGAUUGCUGGAGUCGGGCUUCAGGUCUUCCAGCAAUUUGUGGGCAUAAACACUGUGAUGUACUACAGUCCUACCAUUGUCCAGUUAGCUGGCUUCGCGUCGAACCAGACGGCGCUUGCGCUCUCUCUUGUGACAUCCGGUCUCAAUGCUAUGGGAUCGAUAGUUAGCAUCUACUUCAUUGACAGGACAGGGAGGAAGAAACUUCUGAUCAUCAGUUUAUGUGGUGUUGUUCUAUCGCUCGGAGUUCUAUCAGCAGUCUUCCAUGAGACCGCAUCACACUCACCAAGUGUUAGUCGACAGGAGACGGCCCAUUUUGCUCAAUAUACCUGCCCGGACUAUCGAUCAGCCUCGACUAGCUGGGAUUGCAUGAAAUGCUUGAAAGCAUCAUCUCCAGACUGUGCAUUCUGUGCUUCUGCUGCUGACAAGCUGUUUCCUGGAGCAUGCCUGAUAUCAAAUAAAACAGUGAAGGGUGUGUGUCAUGGUGAAGGCAGGAUGUGGUAUGAGAGAGGUUGUCCAAGCCGAUAUGGAUGGUUAGCAUUGAUUGGAUUGGCACUAUACAUCAUAUUCUUCUCUCCAGGGAUGGGAACCGUGCCAUGGAUUGUGAACUCUGAGAUAUAUCCUUUGAGAUUCAGGGGAGUUUGUGGGGGAAUUGCAGCCACUGCAAACUGGAUUUCAAACCUGAUUGUGGCGCAAUCAUUCCUAUCUCUGACUCAGGCAAUUGGGACUUCAUAUACCUUUAUGAUCUUUGGAUUCAUAUCAGUUGCUGCACUAUUCUUUGUGUUGAUCUUUGUACCAGAGACCAAGGGUCUGCCCAUCGAGGAGGUGGAGAAGAUGCUUGAGCAGAAGAAUCUUCGAUUCAAGUUUUGGACGAAGAGACCGGAUCAGAUGAAAAAGAAUUCAGAUGUAUGAGUGAGGAGUCUAGAUGAUUUUAUUGUUUUGUGAUUGUGUCCUUUCUAAGAAAUAUUGAUCUAAGAACUCGGUAAGGAACACAAGAAUUAAAUCGAUGCAUGGACUAUUGUAACUAAGGCCUUAAAUACAGUCAACUUCUCUGAUUGUUGAAA